Molecule: messenger RNA, 2965 nt
Organism: Anguilla rostrata (American eel)
Lineage: Eukaryota; Metazoa; Chordata; Actinopteri; Anguilliformes; Anguillidae
Product: calcineurin subunit B type 1
Exons: 6
Coding region: 255-767 (170 amino acids)
Biological process (GO): protein dephosphorylation; calcineurin-mediated signaling
Cellular component (GO): calcineurin complex
Molecular function (GO): calcium-dependent protein serine/threonine phosphatase regulator activity; calcium ion binding; phosphatase binding
Source: RefSeq, a predicted model, not a curated record
UACAUAUAAACCUGAUAUAAACAUAACCACCACCUCCGCUAACCCUCCCUCCCUGCAGAUUUGUCGUAGCCACUGCAGUAAAACCGUCAUCGGCAAAAAGACAGGACGAACAAAUCAAACGCGACUCCGAAGACUAAAACUCGCCACAUCUAUCUGCCUGAAAAAAACUGAUCCCAGCAUUUGAUUUUUGCUUCCUAGCUACGGCCUUACCCGUUCACAUCCUCAGAGAAGCGUUUGGAUAACCAACCGGAAAAAUGGGAAAUGAAGCGAGUUAUCCCCUGGAAAUGUGCUCACAUUUUGAUGCUGAUGAGAUUAAGAGGCUAGGGAAGAGAUUUAAGAAACUCGACCUAGAUAAUUCCGGCUCCUUGAGCGUUGAAGAAUUCAUGUCUUUGCCCGAAUUGCAACAGAACCCCCUGGUACAGCGAGUCAUCGAUAUAUUCGACACGGACGGCAAUGGGGAAGUUGACUUCAAAGAGUUUAUUGAGGGCGUCUCACAGUUCAGCGUCAAAGGUGACAAGGAACAGAAGCUGCGAUUUGCCUUCCGGAUUUAUGACAUGGACAAAGACGGCUACAUUUCCAACGGGGAGCUGUUCCAGGUCCUGAAAAUGAUGGUGGGAAACAACCUGAAGGACACUCAGCUCCAGCAGAUAGUCGACAAAACCAUCAUCAACGCAGACAAGGAUGGCGAUGGGAGAAUAUCCUUCGAAGAAUUCUGCGCAGUCGUAGGCGGCCUAGAUAUACACAAAAAGAUGGUGGUGGACGUGUGAGCGGUCCCAAGCAGCUCGCAAACACUCGCUUUCUUCUCCAUCUCUGAAGACCUGCUCAAGACGUCCAGCAAAUGCUCUGUGUAUUUCAAUGGAAGUAUUCUCUCUGUGAAGCCACUUUUCUUUCCAACAUGAGCCUCGUUAAGCCAACCUAAGUGUUAUUGAACUUUGGUCCUUUCAAUGACUCGGUGUAGCACUUUAAGAAGCCUGAAGGACAGCUUUUCUUCAUGAAAGAGCAUCUCAGUUUGGUGGAGCAAAGGAGGAGGGUUGGCUUGUCUUUUUUUCCCUCGUUUUUUUUAUUUUUUAUCCUGUCUUUUUUUUUUUUUUAAGGAAGUAUGUCUACAGCUUCCAAAAGGGGAAAUGUGUAGUUAGCUGAAGUGCAUCUUAAGAUACUUGAUUAACUGCAACACAAAAGUAGAUUACGAAGUGCCAAGCAGAACAUAAUGAUAAACCAGUUGAACACAUGCUCAUCCUACACCACCUUUUUAAGUUUGAGAGAACUGGUUAGAAGUAUAUGAAGCUUUGUGCGAUUGAAAAGAUGCAAUUUAGUAUGAGUGUAUGACAGGUUUUUUUUUUAAUUUUUUUUUUUACACAUUGUAAUAUGAAACUGGUUUGAAUUGAGCAUUUUAGCUUUCAAUCACGCAUUACAGCUAGAUACGGUUGGAUUUUUUUGUAACAAGGAGAUUGUUUUAUUUAUACGUGUUUAUAUUUUUGGAGAGUUAAUCUCUUUAUUUGUCUGGCUUUCUCAAAUACAGUAGAGUAUAAAUAGAUGCCAAGAAAGUGACAUGUUUUUGCAUACAAACUUUGGUUUACUUUAAAGGCAGGUCUUUGUAUUGCCCAGGUCUAUCUGUGAAUAGUUUGUAUCCGUCAAACUGUUCCCAACAAAACACAUUUCACUAAUCAUUAAAUACUUCUAUUAAAAUAAGUUGGAACAUUUAAAUGCAUUUUGUAUGUUAUUACCUUUAAAACAGCAGUUCAUGCAAAUGUGACUGACUAUGCUGAUUCAAGAUAAAAAUUCAUAACGGUUAUGACUUAUGUGACAAUAGGGGAGACGUGGAUCUUUGUAGUGUGUUAAUUUACAAACUACUGCAGGCAGCAUUUUUUGUUUUUUAAAACAAUGUAUGUAUAUUAGGCGAAGGAGGGAUGCAUUUUGACCUUUAACAAUUUUAAAUAAGGAAAGAUUUUCUUAAGCUAAAUGUACACCUUCCUAGUUACUACUGUACUGUGCCCUGUCUUUGAAAUUUCUUUUUUUAACUUUAAUGAAAAACUGAGUUGCUCUUAAAAUGCCAUUGAUAUUUCAGCAUGGUAAUGUUCAAAAUGGAAUACUUUUGAGUUUGAGCAUGUGCUCCCUGAGAUUGGACUUUUAUUUACCCUUUAUAUCUACGGUAGUGUAUUCCUGUUUUCUGUGUUUUUAGACAUGGUGAAAUUUGAAGAGAAAGAAAAUGGGGACAAUGCAUUUUCUGAAAAACUGAAACGGUUUUGGUUUUGAAAUUUGGUCUCUUUCGCGGUUCAGUUUUUUUGCUGGACUGCUUGCUGGCCUAGGCGGGCAUCUGUGGUGGGGAAGCUAGGCCGCGAGCGUCUUCCUGUCCUGGGCGUUCUUCGAGAGAGUGCUGCAUGUCCAUGGCUCUGUAUGUUCCUAGGGCCCUGGGACUCGAUAUGCUUGCAUGACACGGAGUUUAACUUUUUUGCAUGUACAUCCAUUUUUUAAAAGAUAUUCCUCUUGUUUACAUAUAAAUUGUAAUGUUAAUAUAUUAUAAAGAAUCAUGGUAUGAUAUGGAUGUUGCCAAACUUUGGUAAAUGUUAAGAUCAUUGAUAAUUAUUAAACUCCACUACAUGUUAAAGGAAAAAAAAAAAAUUUCUGGCUCAAUGCAUCGCUUGAAUUUUGGCAGUUUCAUAUCUGUUCCAGUGUUGACUGCCACAUGCUCUGCUUCAAGGGGAAACCAUUUGUGUUUAUUUCUUUUUUUUAAUAGAAGUAGUUAAAUAGUUCUGUAGUUAGUGCGUUGACUAGGCCGUAGUUCUUUAGUGCAACCGUUCCGUCUGAAGGACUGGGUUUUAGUUUUUGUGAGGAAUGGUUGAAAAUUGAGGUUUGUUAGAUUUUUCUUUACUUUUUCUGCAUGCUGCAUCAUGUGCUGUGGGAACUAUUGGAACAGUCAUACUGUAUGACAAUGAGAAUAUAAAUAAACCAUUUGAUUUGAAACUUA